Molecule: messenger RNA, 1179 nt
Organism: Fomitiporia mediterranea MF3/22
Lineage: Eukaryota; Fungi; Basidiomycota; Agaricomycetes; Hymenochaetales; Hymenochaetaceae
Exons: 3
Coding region: 1-909 (302 amino acids)
Source: RefSeq, a predicted model, not a curated record
AUGGAAGUCGAUGUUCUUUCACCUCAACUACGUAUGCGCUCGAUAUCGAAUAAACGGUCCCGCUCACCUGGGUCACCGGGUUUAGUGGAGAGGGCGUCGAAACGAGCGAUGGUAAUUCAAUGCGAGAGUGUUUCUCAGGCUUCGUGCAGGGUUGGAGUGCAGCAGGAACUUACAGUGGCGGGAAAACCGCGUUCAGUGCAUGAAGAUGAAUGGGUACACCAGACGCGAGGGAUGACGAUACAUAGUCCUUCUCUGGGUGAAGGAGUGCUCUCACUUGCCUCCUCGGCUGAUGAGGCGCUCACGGAAAACUCCAGAACGGAUGUACAGAUGAGUGGUGCCGACGAUGCUUCCCGCACGGAAACUGAAACUCGGCGACAAGAGGCCUAUCAACAACAAAAACUACCUACACCUGACUCGGAUCAUCCGCUGGGAGCCAAUACAGAUGCGGAGGAUUUUAGUAUGCGAUCUCCUAUGGCUUCGCAGUCUCUCGAUGCUGUGGUUCCUCCUUCUCAUUCCCCAUUAUUAUGUCUUCCCGGUCAAGACGGAGAACAUGGAUCUAUUGCUAUUUUCUCCGAUAGUACGGCGUUAGAAAAUCCACCUCCACAUAGUGCACCGCCAACCAUCACUUUACAUCCUGCAACACCCUCGACGCCCACCGAUGGUCCGAGGAAUCCGUACUCGCUCACGUUUUCUCGGUCUUCGUCACCUCCACUUACAAGCGCGUUUGACGAGUCGCCGUCUUCGCCCAUGUCGAUUACUGGGGACAGCUUUUCGUUGUCAUCGUCGUCGACUUUGACGUCUCAAUGGAAGAGCAAUAUUCAGAGGAAAUAUCCCGUCCUUUCGAUGGGCCCGCGCGCGGAUUGUGAAAAGUGUCGAAUGAAGGAACCUGGACACUAUAUGCAUAUUUGACUAACUUGCGUUGGACAUAAAUAAGGAAGACCUCAAAUUCUUCCGCGCUCUGGCUUGGUAUUUUCUUGCAUUUCUUUCCUUUCUUUCGUCUUCGUUUCACAAAUUGUUGCUGCAUACAUGGUUACAGUAUUGUUGUUUUCUUUUCACUCACUUAUUGCGAUUCAUUUCCUCCUUGUGCACUUUUUACUUCCAUCACUUCGUCAACUAUUUCACCACACAACUUACAGAGAUUUACUCAAAGAAAGCAUUCCCGCCAUCUCACUUCACGCC